This is a messenger RNA of Podarcis muralis (Common wall lizard), 6687 nucleotides long. RefSeq names its product ADAM metallopeptidase with thrombospondin type 1 motif 17 (gene ADAMTS17). Gene Ontology annotation, molecular function: metalloendopeptidase activity. Gene Ontology annotation, biological process: proteolysis; extracellular matrix organization. Lineage: Eukaryota; Metazoa; Chordata; Lepidosauria; Squamata; Lacertidae. The record is from RefSeq and is a predicted model, not a curated record. Gene Ontology annotation, cellular component: extracellular matrix.
AAUCAGCACCUGCGAGUGGAGAAGGGAGGAGAUGCUCUCUCCCUCUCUCUCCCCCGCUUCUCCCUCCCCCCUUUCCUCCCUUUCUGUAAACCACGUUGAGUUUGUAGCGCUAAUUAAUUUUUCCAAAGUCUGGGAGGGCUUCGCUGCAAGUCGGGAUUCCGCUGCUGCUGCCGCCGCUGCCGCCAUCAACGGCCCUUCUUCGCCUUCCUCCUCCUCCUCCUCUUCUCCCUGCACCGCAGAGCCCAGUUGCGGAGGCCCCUCGGCUGCAAUAAAAUGUUUGACGGCUCCUUCCUGUCUCUUAUAUCUCCCCUUCUGUUGCGGCUGCUACUGGUGCUCUGCGGACCGGGCACCCAUACAGUCAAUGCAGACCUGGAUGUGGUGAUCAUCCCGGAACAGGUGCCCCUUGACAAGAUCCCUUCCCUGCAGGUCAGAGGGAUCCACUCUGAGGAGCAUAGGAGGCGACGCUCUGUGCCUCUGCAGCCUGAAGAAGAGGCCGAGGUGCUGAUCGUCCGGCUUCCUGCCGGGCUGGGCUCCGAUCCAGGCUCUGACAUCUACUUGAACCUUCGCCGAAAUGGGCAGUUUUUGGCACCGGGUUUCUCCGUGGAGGAAAUUGGCGUGGGCCGAAGCAGCCACCGUGUGGACUUGGACCGCCUCUGCUUCUACACAGGGCACGUGCUCAACCGCAGCGCAGACUCCUUCGCUUCCCUCAGUGCCUGCGGCGGGCUGGUUGGCUAUAUCCAGAUUGGAUCAGAACAGGUGCAGAUACAACCAGUGAACACUUCCGAGACCUCGUUUGAUGGGAAAGAGCACUUCAUCAGGCACAAACGAGCCACCAGAUCGGCACAUCCCGGCAAGCCGGAGAUCCCAGUUGAGCCCUGCAGAGUUGUGGCAGAAAAGAAGAGGCAAAAAAAGGCAAAGCUUACCAAUGACUGGAGAGAGCGGAGGAAUGCUAUUCGGCUCACAAAUGAAUACACAGUGGAAACACUCGUGGUGGCGGAUGCUGAUAUGGUCCAGUACCAUGGGGCAGAUGCUGCUCAAAGAUUCAUUCUUACUGUGAUGAACAUGGUGUACAACAUGUUUCAACACCAGAGCCUUGGAGUUAAAGUCAAUAUUCGAGUGACUAAGCUUGUCCUUCUUCAAAGCCGUCCUGCCAAGCUGUCCAUUGGGCAUCAUGGGGAGAGGUCCCUGGAGAGUUUUUGCCAUUGGCAAAAUGAAGAAUUUGGUGGCGCAAAGUACCUUGGAAAUAAUCAGGUGCCGGGAGCACGAGAUGACACCCCUCCAGUGGAUGCUGCUGUCUUUGUCACCAGGACAGAUUUUUGUGUCCACAAGGAUGUGCCCUGUGACACUGUGGGAAUUGCCUAUCUUGGAGGCAUCUGCAGUGCGAAGAGGAAGUGUGUUCUUGCAGAAGACAAUGGGCUGAACCUGGCAUUUACCAUUGCUCAUGAAUUGGGACACAACAUGGGGAUGAGCCAUGAUGAUGACCACUUGUCCUGUGCUGGAAGAUCUCACAUCAUGUCCGGAGAAUGGGUGAAGGGAAGGAAUCCCAGUGACCUAUCCUGGUCUUCCUGCAGUCGUGAUGACCUUGAAAAGUUUCUCAAGUCAAAAGUUAGCACCUGUUUACUGGUAACAGACCCACGGAGCCGUUAUGUCGUGCGACUUCCUUACAAACUUCCAGGAAUGCACUAUAGCGCAGAUGAGCAAUGCCAGAUUCUCUUUGGAACCAAUGCAACUUUCUGCAAAAAUAUGGAGCAUUUGAUGUGUGCUGGUCUCUGGUGCCUUGUGGAAGGAGACGCAUCUUGCAAAACCAAAUUGGACCCUCCUCUGGAUGGCACAGAAUGCGGAGCAGACAAGUGGUGCCGAACUGGGGAGUGUGUCAGCAAAACUCCCAUCCCCGAACAUGUAGAUGGAGACUGGAGCAUGUGGAGCCAGUGGAGCAUGUGCAGCAGGACAUGUGGGACCGGUGCCAGAUUCAGACAACGCAAAUGUGACAAUCCACCCCCUGGACCCGGAGGCAAAAACUGCCGUGGCACGAGUGUCGAGCACACAGUUUGUGAAAACUUGCCCUGCCCCAAAGGGGUGCCCACAUUCCGAGACCAGCAGUGCCAGACUCAUGAGAGGUACACCAACAAGAAGAAAAGCCUUUGGACUGCUGUCAUCAUGGAUGAUAAGCCCUGUGAACUUUAUUGCUCCCUGUUUGGAAAGGAUUCCCCUGUGUUGGUGUCUGACAGGGUAGUUGAUGGUACACCAUGCGGGCCUUACGAGACUGACCUCUGCGUUCAUGGCAAGUGCCAGAAAAUCGGCUGUGAUGGGAUCAUCGGAUCAGCUGCCAAAGAAGAUCGUUGUGGCAUCUGCAAUGGAGAUGGCAAAACCUGCAAAGUGGUGAAAGGAGACUUCAACCAUACUAAAGGGAUGGUAUCCAAUAGUCAAUGUAAGAAGGUUUCCACGUGUGUGAUGGCAAAGGCAAAGGGAGUCCCCAAGUGUUUCUCGUGUUACAUUGAAGCAGCAGUGAUCCCAGCUGGGGCUCGACGGAUCCGUGUGAUGGAGGAUAAACCUGCCCACAGUUUUCUGGCUUUGAAAGAUUCCAGUAAGAAAUCCAUUAACAGUGAUUGGAAAAUCGAACUUCCUGGUGAAUUUCAGAUUGCAGGAACCACUGUUCGGUAUGUGAGAAGAGGUCUAUGGGAGAAAAUCUCAGCCAAAGGACCAACUAAAAUACCACUCCACUUGAUGGUGCUGUUAUUCCAUGACCAGAAUUAUGGGAUCCACUACGAAUACACCAUUCCUGUGAACUACUCUGCUGAAAACAGAAGUGAGCCAGAUCAUCAUCAGGACUCCUUGUACAUAUGGACCCAUAGCGGAUGGGAAGGUUGUAGUGUGCAGUGUGGAGGAGGAGAACGUAAAACCAUUGUGUCCUGUACACGGGUUGUUAACAAGACUAUGAUACUGGUGAACGACAGUGCCUGCCAGCGGGUGACCCGUCCCGAGCCUCAGGUCAGAAGAUGUAAUGUUCACCCCUGCCAGUCAAGGUGGGUGGCUGGGCAGUGGAGCUCUUGCUCUGCAACCUGUUCCAAAGGCAUUCAGAUCCGAGAAGUGGCAUGUGUCUAUCAGCUGCAGAAUGGCACCUAUGUCAACACUAGGGAUCUUUACUGCCUCGGCCCGAAGCCGACACCAAUACAAAGCUGUGAAGGUCGAGACUGCCUUUCCAUAUGGGAAGCAUCGGAGUGGUCUAAGUGCUCGUCCAACUGUGGGCAGGGGAAGAAGAAGAGAACUGUCACAUGCACCAACCCCCAAGGGAAGUGUGAUUCAGCCACUAGGCCGAGGGAUGAGGAAGAGUGUGAGGAUUACACGGGCUGUUAUGAGUGGAAAACAGGAGACUGGUCCAAGUGCUCCUCAACUUGUGGGAAAGGCCUUCAGUCCCGCGUGGUACAGUGCAUGCACAAGGUCACGGGGCGCCAUGGCAAUGAAUGCCCUGUCCUCUCCAAGCCUGCAGCCUACCGACAGUGUCACCAAGAGGCCUGUAACGAGAAGAUCAAUGUGAACACAAUUACCUCACCAAGACUUGCUGCUCUGACCUACAAGUGCACAGGCGACCAGUGGAUGGUAUACUGCCGCGUGAUUCGGGAGAAAAAUCUCUGCCAGGACAUGAGGUGGUAUCAGCGCUGUUGCCAGACCUGCAGAGACUUCUAUGCAAGCAAGAUGCAACUGAAAAGUUAAUGACACCCGCCUUUUGCUCCUUUAGGGUAUUACAGCUCCUAUGUACUGCUUCAUAAAAAAAAUGUGUCAUUAACUUAUGGAACUGCCUGCCACAAGAUAGUGGCAAUAGCCACUUAGCUUAGAUGGCUUUUUUUUCUUUUUCUUUUAAGGAUUAGACAAAAUUCAUGGGGGGGGAGGGGAUAGGUCUGUCGAUAGCUAAACAGCCAUGACAGCAAAAUGGACCCCCCCCCAAAUGCACAGAGGCAGUCUACCUCUGAAUGCCAGGUGCUGGUGACCAACAACAGGGGAUGGCCAUUUCCACUGGGCACCAGCGGCACCUGGCUGGCCACUGUUAAAAUGUCAAAAUGCUUGAAUAGAUGGACCUUGGCCCAGUGCAGCCAGGGAAAGUUGCAAGCUUGAGGGUAAGCUGCCUACCAGAUCUUCAGCAAGCCACUCAGACUUGGUGGAUUCCAACGCUUACCUAAUAGGACUUGAAACUCCUUUUGCAGACCGGGUGAACCAAAGCAAUCCACGACUGAAAAAGAGAAAGAAAGAAAAAUUCGUCUCCAAGCCAAUCCUAGAGAUUUUUAUGAUGUUUUGACGUUGCGACUUCCCCCCCGCCCCCCAGUAAUAUAUAGAUUAUUUCCAGCCACUGGAUGGCUUGCUACCAUUUUCCUUUACUUAAAAAAAAAAAAAGUAAAAGAUUUGAAAAGUGAUUAAAUUGACUAAAGUUACAUGUACCUCAACAGGGUAAGCCUCUGGCAAAUAACUCAGUGUAGAUAGAGACAUUACUUAAUGCUUCAGCCUUUGGCUUCUACGUUCCAUUCCCAGCCCGAAAGUGCGGGCGGAGGCCGGGUGGCUUGAAAGCAAGAACCAUUAAUGAAAUGCUUAAUUUUUUUAUUUUUUUUAAAAAGAGGCAUUGCUAGAAAAGCUCCUGAAAGCCAAACAGCAGUGGAUGAACGCAUCUGAAAUCUCUGCAGAAAGCUCGCCACAGCUGCUGCCAGCAUUCCACUGAGUAUAAUUUUAAAGGAGUGAAAAGAAGAAGAAAACCGAAUCAAGGGCUGACAUUCCGCUUCCUCUCUGCCAACAUAUAUUCUCUUUUGCCUUGUUUUGUUUUUUAUUAAGGUGCUUUAUUUAUCCAGUGUUGCAAUACAUAAAUAGAAGACGACUGUAAUGAUCCCAGGAGACCCAGUUCAACUCAAAAUGCUUCAUAACUCUACAGUGGUACAUCAAGUUCAAUCGUGAAGUUUUCCAUCAGACCAGUUUCAGUAGCCCAACUGAGCUGCAUAAAAACAUGCCUGGCCCACUGCACCCACCACUGCAGCUGCAUAAUAAACCUCCACAUGUGGCACAGAAAUUUCAGUGGAAGGGUCAGCGCUAAGCAUUGAAAGCUUAUGUCCGGCAUGGGGAACCUGUGGCCCUCUGGAGGUUGUUGGACUCCAAUCUCCAUCAGUCUCAGUCAUCAGGGCCGGUGGUCAGGGAAGGUAAGAGCUUUAGUCCAGUAACCUCUGGAGAACCACAGGUUCCCAUUCCUGUGCUGCCUAUUAUUUUGCAACAAGUCUGGACAUCUGUGCGGCGAUCACAGUAUUAGAAUUGAUGUGUUGAAUCUGGGGGACAGGGGUUAGCAGGAAGAGGGGUUAAAUCUUCUCGGCUCUGUUAUUUUGGGAGAGAAUCGUUACUUUAUCUCUUCCUGGGCAGAAGGCAUAUCCCUGUUUCUCUUCUUCCACACCCACACUCCGGUCUGGACAUCAUUUAUCGUUUCCAAUCUGGACCAGUGGAGUAGUGCCACAGAGCUGCCCUCCCAACAGCGGCAUUGAUGUUACAGCUCACCUGGAUGGUACAGAGGCAGGACAGGGCUGCAGGAAGGACCCAGCACAGCAUCACCAGCACAGCCAAUCUGGAUCUCCUACUGCGGUGCUGAACCUUGCUGCUGUCCCACCCCACCAGCCCUCCCACUGUUCAGAUAAGCAGCAGCGACACCACUGCUGGGAGGACAGCUCUACCCCACAGCCCCAGCCACUCUUGCAUUCAGUGGUGGGAAUCUUUUCUCCCUCUCUCUCCAAAGAAAUAAAAUGGAGUAGAAAUGUCAUUUCUGAGGGUUGCUGUGGAAGACCGAUGCAGCUCAGACGGUACCUUUCACAGGCUCUAUGGCAAGCAGUGCUGUAAGCAGAGAGAAGCAUUGCCGCUUUCAUGGGUGUGCCGAUUUAAACAUGCUCUGUUAAACAAAGUGCAUUCAGGUCAGAUGUUUGCAUCUCCAGCCACAGUGCUGAAGAUUAAGCUGUGAAUCUCCACCUCAACACCUUCGCUACGGUGACAAGUAGGUAGCAAAUGGGAGGCUCUGCUCCAUGAAGCCACUCUGUCCUCUGCAACUCUGUUGACUGGAAGGCCAAGUUCAUAUUAGGACAUUCUGACACCCCUAAUACAGAAAUGGCCCUGAGUUGAAAUCAGAACUCACAAAGAUCCCUGGAUGUGCAGUCAGACAUGCAUUUUGUUUUUUAAAAAGUUCAUCCUAUGAAAAGACAUUGAAAUCAAUCUACUAGACAAAUUGGUUUUUUAAAAAAACCCUCAGGCAUGGCAGAUGUCGGACAAUGAACUGGGUUUUCCAGUGUGCGGACCUGGGAUCUUAUCAAGAUGGAAAUAAAGAUAACGGUGCUCAAAAAUUCAGGACCAGCUUCUAACCCUUCUCAAGGCAAUGGGAAUGUUUGGAUCAAAAGGAGCUUAUUCACUCGCUGAGCUUCAUUGGUGCUAGCCUGCUUCUGUAUUAUCAGGUUGUUUGUGGGGCAGGGUUCUGUGGUUCUUUAUUCUUUAUACAUAUAGUUACAGGCAGGGCUGCAACGAUGACUUGGCAGCCAUAUGCAAAGACACUGUGUAGUCUUGGUGGUGAGUCUAGUACAUCCUUCCCCAACUGCCUACCCUCCUGUUGUUUUUAACUACAACUCCCAUCAGCUGUGCUCCUAUCACUCCCCAGCAUCAUAUGACUGUGCUGACUGGGGCUGA